AUAAAGGUUAUCGUUGUUGGGAUCCAAUAUCACAAAAACUUCGUGUCUCUCGUCAUGUUGUUUUUUGGGAACACACUAUGUUUGCUUCUCUUUCUGAAUUCAAGGUGUCUCCUUCUCAUCACCCUCCUAUCUUCACUAACCCAUCCCUUGAGUUAUUUCCUAAUGAUGACGCAGGAUCUCCUAAUGAGCCUUCAAAUGAUCAAACUUCCAUGGCUCCUGUUUCAGAAGAUGUCUCUUCUGCAGAUAUUGCACCUAGAACAAAUGAGAUUGAAAAUCCACCAUCCUACAAGGAAGCUUCUUUAGAUCCUUUAUGGCAGCAAGCUAUGAACGAGGAAUUACAGGCUUUGGAAAAGACAGGUACUUGGGACUUGGUUGAUCUUCCUCUUGAUAAGACUCUUGUUGGAUGCAAGUGGGUAUACAAGAUCAAAACUCAUUCUGAUGGAUCUGUGGAGUGCUAUAAGGCACGUCUGGUGGCAAAGGGUUUUACACAGGAAUAUGGCAUUGACUAUAAGGAGACCUUUGCUCUUGUUGCUCGUCUUACCACAGUACGUAGUUUACUAGCUAUUGCUGCUGUACGUAAAUGGAAGCUGUUUGAGAUGGAUGUAAAGAAUGCCUUUAUUAAUGGUGAUUUGGAAGAUGAGGUUUAUAUGAAACCGCCUCUUGGACUUACUCCUCCUUUGAAUAAGGUAUGUCGAUUGCGACGAGCCUUGUAUGGUUUAAAGCAGUCUCCUCGAGCUUGGUUUGCAAAAUUCAAUUCUACUGUAAGUGAGUUUGGUUUCAACUCUAGUCCACAUGAUACAGCUUUAUUUGUUCGUAAAUCUGCUCAGGGAAUGGUUCUCUUACUCAUAUAUGUUGAUGAUAUGAUUAUCACUGGAGAUGAUGUUUCAGGGAUUGAUGAGCUUAAGCAGUUUCUCAGCCACAGAUUUGAGAUGAAAGACCUUGGCUCCUUGAGUUAUUUUUUGGGACUUGAAGUUACAUCCUCAGAUGCUGGUUAUCUUCUCUCUCAAAUGAAAUAUGCAUCAGAUCUCAUAUCUAAAGCCGAUCUCAUUGAUAGUAAGAAUGUCUCCACACCUCUUGAACCGAAUGUCAAGCUCACACCAUUAGAUGGUUCCCCACUCCCUGACCCUACUUGUUAUCGGCAGUUGCUUGUUUGCUUUAAGGGGAUGAGGGGAGAAGGAUAAAUUUCCUUAUUUUGGAUAAUAAAAAUGAAAAAAAAAA
Messenger RNA from Rubroshorea leprosula, 1218 nucleotides. Lineage: Eukaryota; Viridiplantae; Streptophyta; Magnoliopsida; Malvales; Dipterocarpaceae. The record is from the annotation of a GenBank genome assembly.